AUGAGCUCGUCGCCAUUAUCGUCUUCUCUGUUUCUUCCUCUUUCGACCUUGUCUGUUCAUGGUCAUGGUCGGAGCCAGAACCUCUGUUUCAGUCGGAAACAACAGUGUUUCCGUGUUCGAGCCGCAAAACUCCCGGAAGGGGUGAUAGUGCCAAAAGUAGAACCCAAAUCUCAACCUGCGUUUCUGGGAUUUACACAAACAGCUGAGAUAUGGAACUCAAGAGCUUGCAUGAUUGGUCUCAUCGGAACUUUCAUCGUCGAAUUGAUUCUGAACAAAGGAAUACUUGAGGUGAUUGGUUUAGAGACUGGGAAAGGACUUGAUCUUCCUCUGUAA
Molecule: messenger RNA, 333 nt
Organism: Arabis nemorensis
Lineage: Eukaryota; Viridiplantae; Streptophyta; Magnoliopsida; Brassicales; Brassicaceae
Source: the annotation of a GenBank genome assembly